Messenger RNA from Selaginella moellendorffii, 387 nucleotides. RefSeq lists its product as uncharacterized. NCBI's taxonomy places the organism in Eukaryota, Viridiplantae, Streptophyta, Lycopodiopsida, Selaginellales, Selaginellaceae. Bases 1 to 387 code for a protein of 128 amino acids. Gene Ontology annotation, cellular component: endoplasmic reticulum membrane; endoplasmic reticulum. Gene Ontology annotation, biological process: intracellular protein transport; endoplasmic reticulum to Golgi vesicle-mediated transport. The record is from RefSeq and is a predicted model, not a curated record. The transcript has a single exon.
AUGGCGCUGGAAUGGGCGGGAUUGAUGAUUGUCGUGGCCGCGGAGUCGCUACUGCUGCUCUUCUUGACGUUCCCAUGGCCGGCGAAAUUCCGGAGUAGCAUCAUCGGCGUCUCGAGCAGCAUCCUCCGCCCUCUAUUGGCGGUUCUUCCCUUCGCAGGAUUCCUCCUCCUCGACGUCUACAUGAAGUAUGAGAAUAGGAUCCAGUGCCAGGCGGGGAGCUGCACGGCGAUGGAUCGCGAGCACUACGCCAAAUCGGUGAUGAAGAGCCAGCGCAAUGGCAUACUUGGGGUUUUCGCGAUUCUGCUCUACUGGUUCUCGUACCGCGUCACGCACAUCCUCGUGGAUCUGGAGAAGACCACCAAGCAGAUCAGUGUGAAGAGGGAUUGA